UCAAUAAACAGGAAUGUGAUUAAACUUUACUUUUGAACCUGUUGAUAAUGAAAAAAAUACUGACUAAAAAACAUGAGAAACCUUUAAAGUAGCAUCAUUUGAUCUUGUGUCCUUCAAAUGGAGCCUCAACUCGUUAUCAAGAGAAAAUCACUGCAUUAACACUGCAUAUCCUCCAAAUUGAAGUUAAAAUGGGGAAAAACUGUAGAACACGGAUUGAAUCCAGUGGUGUUGGCUUAUCCCCUUUCAAAUGCCAUGAUUGGGGUUUCUACCUAAGAAGCAGCAAAAGUUCUUGAUCCCUGUCCCUGUUCAGUGAAUUCCCCUUUUCACUGAAAACUAGUAUAUGUUUGGCUUCAAUAUGGAUUGUAUUUGAUUAAAGCUAAUGUUCACUGGCCUAACAUUUGAUCAUCGAUGCUGAAAGACCAAUUCUUAUUUUAGACUAGGUUUGGGUGAGGCUUGUGGUAAAGAAAGAAAAUGAUAAUAACAUUUUCAGACCAAUACAUUCUUUUUUUUUCUAGGAUUCUUGGCUAUCCAAAUCUUCACCGAGGAUCUCAGAAGAAAGUCAGAUGGUUCCCCGUUAGGAGGCUCUUCGCCCAACCUUGUCUCAGUCUCAGGAUUCCUUACAGAUUUUUAAAGACAGGUCACAUUGCUCCACCCGCCCGAAGUGGGCACCGCUGUGUUGCUGAUAAUUCAAGCCUUUAUGUGUUUGGUGGCUACAAUCCAGACUUUGAGGAGUCGGGUGGUCCAGGGAAUGAAGCUUACCCACUUUUCCGAGAGCUCUGGCGAUAUCAUUUUGCUUCUGGUAUUUGGCAGCAAGUUGGUACAGAGGGAUUCAUGCCCAGAGAGCUAGCAUCAAUGUCAGUUGCUUUACAUGGUAAUAACUUGUUGGUGUUUGGAGGCACCGGCGUCCCUUUUGGCGAGAGCAGUGGGAAUGAUGUUCACGUGUGCAACGUUAACUACAAACGAUGGGCACUGCUUAAUUGUCGAGGGAAGAAACCCAGCCGCAUCUAUGGGCAGGCAAUGGUGAUCAUAAAUGGUUACCUGUACAUAUUUGGUGGGACAACUGGUUAUGUUUACAACACAGACUUACACCGACUAGACCUUACGGCUCGAGAAUGGAUACAGCUGAAACCAAAUAACCCUCCUAGUGACUUACCAGAAGAAAGGUACCGACAUGAAAUUGCGCACGAUGGACAGAGGAUAUAUAUACUGGGUGGGGGAACAUCAUGGACAACCUAUCCACUAGAUAAGAUACAUGCCUAUAAUCUGGAGACUAAUACAUGGGAGGAGAUACAAACAAGACCGCAGGAGAGAACGGGUUUCCCAGCACCUCGAAGAUGUCAUAGCUGUGUACAAAUAGGACAUGAUGUGUAUGCAUGUGGCGGAUAUAAUGGCGAGGUGAUACUUGGGGAUCUGUGGAAGCUCAGUUUACAAAAUUUCCAGUGGGUUAAACUGCCUGCAGAAAUGCCUGAGCCAGCUUAUUUCCAUACUGCAGCAGUCACCCCGGCCGGCUGUAUGUAUGUACACGGUGGAGUUGUCAAUAUUCACGAGAACAAGCGGACUGAUUCUCUCUAUAAAAUCUGGCUGGUGGUGCCCAGCCUAUUUGAACUUUGUUGGGAGAGGUUACUGAAGAGCCUCCCACAAAUAACACAGUUCUCAACGACACAGCUGCUCAACCUUGGACUUACACCAGGACUUGUGGAAAGACUUAAGUGACUGCUGGUGAGGAUAUGGAGAAACACACUUCUGCAAUAUGGGUGACGUUGGAGGAAGCUGCUGGGAAGAAUACUCCUCAAGGCCUUAUCUGCCAUAAGUGUUGGAUGAAUGUUAAAUUUCUAAACAUUCUGUCACUUUUUGCAUCGUGCCACUGACUGAACCCAAUUUUCCCUGUUCCUCAAGCCAAAUUGGAGCUUGCUUUAGAAAUUGACUUUAAACUCUUCCUCGCCCCAAGGUUGCUCCAGUUUUCAGGUGCAGGUCAGCCUGCCGCUGAAAGGGGCUUUGCUUACAAGUCCAACAAAUUUCCGUCCAGUUAUUUGUCACAAUUUGAGAGAUAUUGCUGGUGGCUGCUUUGCCUUCCCACGUGCCAAUUUCUUCCAAGAGCGUUGGAUUCUGGCAGGUCUCUUUUUACUUUUUAAUUCAUACUUCACUUGCUCUCUGAUUUGUACACGUCCAGUGUUUUCUGUCUUGAUAUUGGAUUUUUACCUUUUUUCUCUGGUGCAACCCCCACCCUGUCAUUUGGAAAUGUAUCUCAGCUUGGGGCAUCCCCUUGCCACCAAUCCACCUCUUUUUUUUUUUUAAUCUUCCUCCCAGCAAGAGCCAAAAAUCCAGUGUCUGCCUUAAAUGUUAAAUUUAAAUGUUAAAUCACCAUGAAUUCUUUUUGUAAUCCUAAGGAAUCUGAUCCAAUGCUACUGCGUGUCAAUUGUGUGCUUGUUUCAGCUUUGCUGUUUUUGUUUAGUUUGCUGUUGUGUGUGUGUGUAUGUGAUUUAUUUUUAUAAUGUAUUGUUCUUGUGUGGAGCAAAGGAAAAGAAAACAUCCACUUUCACCCUAGGUUUAGGCUGCUUUAUGGUAGCCUAUGAUUAGAAUUUGAUGGCAAAUGGGUCUGAGUGAGUUGAGGGGGCUGCUCUAUUUAUUUAAUGAGUAGGUGAUCUGGGACCAUUCAGUCCAUGUCCAGAUCCCCAACAUUUAAACCAGACUAGGUAAGGAAGCUGGUGUGAAUUAAGAAACCCAGGAGAAAUCCUGGAUGAAGAGUGGACAAAGCUUCCCAUGUUGCCUUUUUCCCUUUUAAUAUACUCUACCCCAUUGCUAUUUCCUUUGCUGAGAUGCUGUUAUCUGUCUUGAGGGCAGUGCUUUUUUUUUCUUCUCUCCCCUUCACUGUUUAGUGCUCUUCCAUAAUUCACAUUGAAAUUGCCUAAUUUUUCCUUUUACAAAUCUACUUAUUCUUUUUUGUUUUGGACUGGCUGGUCAGACACAUUUCCACCUUAUCCCAUCCAACACAAUUAGUGGAAGUAAGGUUGCAUAUACCUGUCCUUCAGUUUCAGCCUUCUGUUGUAUCAUGCCAUGCUCUAAUCUUAUAGUUGGCUGGUCUACUCAAUCUCACCUGUCAAUAGUGCAGCACCUAAAUAAAAUAAAUGAAGUACUGUCCUUUUAUGGGUUCCUCACUAAUGAGCCUUUGUGGACAGUGAAUAUUUGGUUAUGUAGUAAAUCUGGUCACUGAAGGAGUUAAGAUAAAAGAUAAUCCAAAGAAUUAUUAUGUACAUUAAGGGCAAAAGAGUAGCUAGAGAGGGAAUAGGCCUCCUUAAAGAUGAACAGGGUCGCCUGUGUGGAGCCACAACAUGGGCAACGUAUUGAAUGAAUAACUUUCCGUUAUUUACUGUGGAGAAAGAUGUGGAUGGUAGGGAACUUGGAUUACGUAACAGUGAUGUCUUGACAAGAGUUCACAUUGCACAUUGCAGAAGAGGUGCUGGAAGUUUUAAAACACAUUAAGGUAGUUAAAUACCUGAUCAUGUAUAUCCUAGGACAUUGUGGGAAGCUCAGGAAGAAACUGCAGGACUCCUGGCAGAGAUAUGUGUCAGGGAUCACCACAGCUGAGGUGAUAGAAGACUGGAGGAUGCCUAAUGGUGUGCCUCUAUUUAAGAAAGGGGUGCAUGGAAAAAGCCUGGAAACUACAGACUGGUUAGCCUUGCAUCAUUGGGUAUGUUUGUAAGUGAUUCAGAGAGACUGGAUCUACACGUUGGAAAGACAUGGACUGAUUACGGAUAGUCAGAAUAUCUGUGGGAAAUUGUUUCUCAAAUUAGUUUUUUUUUAAAUCAAAAAAGGCAAGGAAAGAGCAAUAAAUGUUGUUCACAAGGUACUGCAUGGUAGGCUGGUGUGUAAGGUUAGAACACAUUGAAUCCAGGGCGAGUUGGCCUAUUAGAUAUAAAGUUGGCUUGAAAGAAACAGUGUGGUGAUGAAGGAUUGUUUUGCAGACUUGCAGCUUGUAACAAAUGGUGUGCCUCGAUUAAAUUCUGGAUGUGAAUGUAGGUGGCAUGAUUAGUAAGUUUGCAAAUUAAAUUGAAAUUGAUGGUUGUACUGGACUAUCUACAAUUAAAACAGGAUCUUGAUCAACCGAACCACUGGGCUGGGGAAUGACAGAUUUUAAUUCCAUGAAAGUGGGGACACAGGGUGCUGAAGGUGUUUGGUAUGCAUGCCUUUGUUGGUCAGGACACUGGGAUGCAAUGUCACAGCUGUACAAAAUGUUGGUAAGGCCAUAUUUGAAGCACUGUAUACAGUUCUGGUUGCCUUGCUGUAGGAAGACUAACAUGGAAAGCUCCCAAACUUGAGGAAGUUACUGGGAUUGGCGGCUUUCAGUUGGAAGAGGCUGGGUCUUUUUUUCCCUGGAGCAUUGGAGGCCAAGGGCUGGCCCUCAAGGGACAUCCAAUGAUGAGCAUAGAUAAGAUGAACAACAGUCUUUUCCCCAAGUAGGGGAGCGUAAAACUAGAGGGCAUGGACUUAAAUGAGAGGAGAAAGAUUUAAAAGUGACUUGAGGGCCAACUUUGAGGUGUGUACAGGGAAUGAGUUGUCCGAGGAAGAUGUGGAGUUUAAUGAUGACAACCAAGAUACUUGGACAGGAAAGUGACUAGCAAAGAUUGAGGGCUAGGAGCAGGUCAGUACAACUUGUUCAGUUAGGCAAUUUAGUUAGCUAAAGGGCCAGAUUAUAUCCUGUUAUUCUCUGCCCUCAUUAUCUUGCUCUUGGGUUUUGAAUAUUUGAUAUAUUUAAACCUCAAUGCUUGUAUUACUCAGUUAGUUAUCGACCCUGGAAUGUCUUGUGAGCAGCUGGGUGUUUGUACCGUUAAAUAAUUAACACUCAACUCAAUAAUUGGGACAGCCGUAAAUAUAAUGGUCUCCAGUCAGUGGAGCAAGGGAAUCUAAUCAACUAUUUUGUCAAAUGCCAAUGUGAAAGUUAAAUAUUGGAAUGGUACUAGUGCCUCUUGUUUAGACCCGUCUUCUGAAGGUAGCGAUUAGCAUUGAACUGUUUCUGCAUUGAUCUUGUCAGCAGUUGGCAUCCUUGAACAGUGGAAUCUUUUAAUUAACAUUCAGUAUUUUAAUCUCUUACCAGAAGCUGAACUGAGCCGAGGCUCAAGAAUCCCAUUUUUUAAAUGAUGGUAUCGCCAUAAAAGUGGGUCAGUCCCCCUUUUUAAAUUGUUUGGGUGACCAGAUUUAAUUUUUUAAAUCAAAGGUUUUCCCCCUUUUGUAAAGAUUAAUAAAAGCAUGAUUGAAUCAAUU
Amblyraja radiata (thorny skate) is the source of this 5259-nucleotide messenger RNA. RefSeq names its product kelch domain containing 10 (gene klhdc10). The transcript has 10 exons. Gene Ontology annotation, molecular function: protein binding. Gene Ontology annotation, biological process: positive regulation of stress-activated MAPK cascade. The record is from RefSeq and is a predicted model, not a curated record. NCBI's taxonomy places the organism in Eukaryota, Metazoa, Chordata, Chondrichthyes, Rajiformes, Rajidae. Bases 472 to 1713 code for a protein of 413 amino acids.